AUGGCCCAAGUCAAUAGCACCGUGUUGGCGCUGGAGUCGCCUCAAAACGCCUGCGCGGCUAUACAUACGCCAGUCAGGGAAGGUGAUACUGCUGUCGACGAGAAGAACGGUAAUCAAAGCGAGCACACAGAAGCAACUCCGUCCCAAGCACGAAGCAUUGUUGAAACUGGGCAUGCAGUAAUCAAUGAAGCGAUCGCGCAGGGCGUAGCAGCCAAUAUCGACGAUUCUAUGACCCUGUUUCAUGAAGCAGACGAGGCCAACUCUCGAGAGCGCGGCAUGAAGUUGAGGGAAGCCUUUCGCAUCUACCCCAAGGCCAUCACAUGGAGCAUCAUCUUGUCCUCUACCAUCAUCAUGGAAGAUCGGUUUCGACAGCCGGCGCCGAUCGCUCGAUCUACACCACCGAGAUGGAGGAAGCAGGCUACAAAGGGCACACGCUACUGGGAAUGCUUCAAGGGUACAGACCGCCGGAGGACAGAGCUCGUGUGCAUGACCUGGAUUGCACAGACGCUCUCUGGAACGGUUGUCGGGGGCCUGAGCUCCUUCUUCUAUACAUCAGCCGAGAUCUCGACGCCAGACGCAUACAGCCUAGUGUUGUUGCCAACCAAGAUAUCAAUCGCGAGCGCAGCUGAGACGAAAGGUCGAACAUACGCCCAGCUGGACAUUCUGUUCGCCAACAAGACAAGUUCGGGCAACUUCGCGAAGACGCGCAUAGACAAUCUCGUUGCUGGUACCGAGACGGUGCAGAAGGAGCAAGUGCUUCGUACAGAGAACCCGAAAGAGAUAGCAGUGGUCUAG
Molecule: messenger RNA, 795 nt
Organism: Saxophila tyrrhenica
Lineage: Eukaryota; Fungi; Ascomycota; Dothideomycetes; Mycosphaerellales; Extremaceae
Exons: 3
Coding region: 1-795 (264 amino acids)
Source: RefSeq, a predicted model, not a curated record